AUGAUAAAAAUUAAAAAAAAUAAAGAUUUCAUAGGAACACUUAGAAAUAUUUUAGAAGUAGAUUUAUUUUUAAUAUAGAAUGAAGAAUAUUAAGGGAUAAUAUAAUUGUUGAAAGAAAAAAAUGGUUUUAAAAUAUUGGAUCAGGAAUAAUUUAAAUCUGUUAUUUUAGUUAAGCAUUUCACACAUAAUAAUUACUCAAGUUUUAGAAGGUUUGCUAUUUAUUAAUACUUUAGAUAACUUAAUUUAUAUGGGUUUUAAUCUCGUAAGUCUAAUAAAAACGAAAUCCUUUAUACAAAUGAAUCAUUCAAUUUUGAAACAGAUAAAAAACUGAAGAAAUAGCGUAAAUCAGAAAUAUGUUCUGAAAAUAUUGAAUUAGAGUAAAAAAGAUAAUUGAAUUAACUCUUAUAACUUUAAUAAAAUUAGAAACAAAUGAUAGAAUAAAUAAAAACAAUAAUAACCACUUAAGAAGAAACAAAAUAAAAAAUGAAAUGUUAAUUAUCUGUAAAAAUAUAAAUUAUAUUAGAAUUAUGUAAAACAAAGAUUCAAAUCAGAUGAAAGAGAUAAAUUCCUUUUUCUCGCAUUAUCAUUAUACACUAACAUUAAAGAUUAAAAAUUUAGUAAACAUUUUAAGUUAAUUAGAAUAAUAUAUUGA
This is a messenger RNA of Paramecium primaurelia, 652 nucleotides long. Lineage: Eukaryota; Ciliophora; Oligohymenophorea; Peniculida; Parameciidae. The record is from the annotation of a GenBank genome assembly.